AUGGCCGAAGAUCACGGCAUCACAGUCUCCGAACAAGACUUUGGCGCCGACACCGAAUUUCCCACAAACAUCGACGAUCAAAAUAUCUGGGAAACACAGACAACACCCGCCCAGCCCCUCGCCCGCUGGACAGAAAUGACUUUCAUCCUCAUCAUUUCGGAAAUAAAUAGCAUGUGGGUUCCCAUAUCCCGGGCUAGCUCCCACGCCGAAUCGCUCAUCGCGGACCUCAAAACACGUCUGCAUGAGCGGUACCUCCAACACGCGGAUAUGGAUAUUCCCAUCCAACGGCAAGGCGUGAUGGUCGCUCAAGUGCUAUUGUCGAAAUUGGAAGUACACAUGCGUCAGAAAUUUCUUCAGCGCCGCUCGGCUGCGGAUACAGAUCUUAAUGCUGAGGCUGCAUCGUCUCUGUUAGGCAUGGCAUGUCAUGCACUUGAGUUGGGACUGGAAAUGUAUUCGGACGAUUUACUCCGCGGAACUCGUUGGUUGACUUCGACGUAUACGCAGUUCCACCUUCUCACGUAUAUUCUUUGGCAUCUGUGCGUGUACCCGAGCGGCCCGCAUGUAACCCGAGCCUGGCGCGGUGUGAAUCGUCACUUUGAUCUUGCGGAGAAUGAUCUCUCGUGGCCGGACCCGGGACCUAAAUGGCCUGUUCUGGUCGGGUUAAGGGCGAAGGCGUACAAGAUUCGCCAGGCUCAUGUUCCGCCGGGGGUGGAGGUUAUACCUGAGUCUACUGUUAGCGUUGUUGGAACCGGUAAUGGUGAGACUGGACCAGGAAAUAUGGCUCCUACCGGAACUGGGAAUGGGACUGGGGUUGAGAAUGUAGUUCCAGUGAUGGAUGGGGGAUUUGUGCAGAGUGCGGAGGCGUUGUUUGAUAUGAAUGGGUGGGAUUUGAAUUGGGUGGAGUUUCCGGAUUGGAAUUAUUUGGCGCAGAGUCUGGCUGUUAUGGGGCAGGAGGGUGGGAAUUAUCCUGUUGGUUGA
Molecule: messenger RNA, 978 nt
Organism: Penicillium subrubescens
Lineage: Eukaryota; Fungi; Ascomycota; Eurotiomycetes; Eurotiales; Aspergillaceae
Product: transcriptional regulator family TF
Exons: 1
Coding region: 1-978 (325 amino acids)
Source: RefSeq, a predicted model, not a curated record